Molecule: messenger RNA, 2608 nt
Organism: Lates calcarifer (barramundi perch)
Lineage: Eukaryota; Metazoa; Chordata; Actinopteri; Centropomidae
Exons: 7
Coding region: 245-1231 (328 amino acids)
Source: RefSeq, a predicted model, not a curated record
UGCACGUGGUCUGUUGUUUACUUCUUCCAGGAACGCUGGAAGUACAGCGGCAGGAGGAGGAGGAGGAGGGGGGAGCGGUGAAAUUGUGAAACAUCUUUCCUGGAUAGAGUUACGGUACUCAGCAUUUGGAAAAAGACGCACAGACCGACAGUAACACCGGGAAAAUGUCGAACUGAAUUCCCUCAUAUUUCCCCCUCUUCAAAGGCUCCUUAAACAGCGCGAGACCUCAACAAUAAAGACUAGAAUGCUUCAGCUUGGAAACCUGUUUACCCACUUUCAUCUCAGCUCCAAACCUUCAGAAAGUGCCGAGGGCCAGAGCCAGCUGCACACACAGACACUACCUGAGUUUUUACAACAUGUCAGGAAACUCACCGGGCUGAGAAAGGAAGAUGUUUACUGCAAUCUGCGUAUCCCCGACCAGUUUCAGACUACCAAAGACGACAUCAACAUUGUUAUCCUCACAGGCCAUGGGAUCUUCUGUAUUGAUGUAAAACCCUGGAGAGGCACAGUGUCCGCUCACAACCAAAACUGGCAUGUGCAAGUGAAAGAAAAGGACCAAAACUUUACCAACACCUGCAUUGAACAGACUGAAGAUCCCCUCAAGGCUAUCAUGACCAAGACGGCUAACUUAUGUGGCCAUUUGAAGAGGAGUGGAGUGUCCGUGCGCCAAAGCCUUUUCUUCCCCAGAGUCAUCUUCCUCUCCCCAGACUGUGAGCUGGAGGAGGAGCUGAGGAAGAGGAGGGAGCUGGUCUCCCACAGCCAGAUAGACGACUUCCUCAGGUCUUUCAGGGAGGGCUACAUGGCCUGGAUAUCAGAUGCAGUGACUCCCUCCUGGCUCUCUGGUCAUCUGUCGUACAGGCAGAUGGAGUCAGUGCGGGAGGUCCUGAUGAGGGUGGGAACAUGGGAUCUGGUGAGGCUGCACUGUGGUGAACAGCUGAAAGGAGACUACCAGGGCUGCCAGUACAUCGCUCUCAACCGGCAGGAGACCGACACGCUUGAGUUUUCCAGAGUCAAGACCCUGUCAGCUGAUUCACUGUGGGCCCUACUGGGACACGUUCCUCAGGUAACAGUUAAAAUGUACAAGCGUGGAUCUCAUGGCUGGCUGGGUAAAUCCCUGAGCGCCACCACCACCAUCCCAUCCAACACCUUUGUGAUCUUCAGGAUCCGUGGGGAGGAAGCGGAUGCUAAAAUCCCAGCCAACACCAUUCACAGCAUCACACUCAGCAUAUAAUUGUGUGUAUGGGCAAUAAAGAGGAUAGCCAUGACAACAAAUGAGCAGAUGGGAAAAAACAAACAAACUCUUUAUUCAGCACAAAUCUAAUCACAUUUUAAUGGAGUGCCUUUUACUAUGCAGUGUUUGUAUUUUGUUACAUUGUACUAACAGUACAAGUUCUGAAUGUCUUCAUGCGAGCAUUUAUUGAAAAAAAAAAAAAGAAAAGAAAAAGGCCCAUUUGCCUAUUUUCCUGACUCUCCGAUCCUCAGUGGCAAUAUUAUGCUAAUGAAAAUGGUUUCAGACAAUUAGCCUGAUUAAUUUUCUCUUGUUUUGAAUUUCUAGGGCUAGCCCACACUUUACACUAGCCAUUAUUUAAUCAUUAUGUUAGCUGAUUGUGUCACAUCAGUUCAGAAAUGAAGUGUUUAAUGUGUUAAUUGUGGCAGUUAAAAACCGGUGGCCUCUAGUACGAUGAGGGCCGAGCAUGUUCCUGCCUGUAUGGGUUUAAUGGGAAGUGAUUUACGGUCUGUUUAGACGGUGUAACUGUAAGGUGCUUUAUUAAUAUGCUCUACAGCACAGAGAUGAUAACGUAUUCAAGAGCGCACAGGCGCGGGCACCAGCACCAUUCAUAACUGUGUCUGAGUCACUUUCCAUCAGUUACCAGGCUUACACAGCUGCGCUAACAGCUAGCAAUUGUAUUUACUGGGCCUGGUAGUGGCCAAAAUGAAGUUAUUUCCAUCAAGAUAUCAGUGCCUUUAGCUAAUGCAAUAGAGGGAGCUCUCUGUGUUGAUGGUAUCUCUUUGCAUGGCAUCUCUCUACCUGAAACAUCAUUACACUGUACUCAAGCUCCUCACUUUUUCAAAUGUCUGUUUACUGUUUUACCUGAGGGACAUAUUAUUGGUAGUUGUGGAAACAGUGCUGGGCUUUUUGCAUCAGCAGGCACACAUUUUUUAGACUUUUUUUUUUUUUUUUACAAAUCAGUCAGCAUCGCUUGAAUUUGUAACUGUUUUGAUAAAUUCAUUGUCUUUGCAUAUUUAAACUUUAAUAGUGUCCUCAGGAACGGCUUUCUCCUCAGCACUUGACAAACAAUAUUGACAAUAUCAGAUGAUCUGGGAUGAGAAGGAAAUGACUACGUGUAAUUCUGAUAAGGGGUGGGUGCAUGCAGGUGUUACUGUGUUUUCAUUAUAUAUUAGAAUGAAUGAUGUGGUCAUUUUUAUAAAAACUUCAAGCACUUUUAGCAUCAAGCCAACUCAAGAAGCAUGAUUGCUAACCAUACGCUUCAGUUGAUUGAUAUAAGCAUGGUGGUUUUAUUCAUUGGUGUGUUUCUUAGUCGUUUUGUGUUCAUGUUUACACGUAUUUGUACUAUCUGGUGUCAUAAUAAACAGAUUUAAUGAUUCA